Messenger RNA from Lottia gigantea (owl limpet), 489 nucleotides. RefSeq lists its product as hypothetical. The record is from RefSeq and is a predicted model, not a curated record. NCBI's taxonomy places the organism in Eukaryota, Metazoa, Mollusca, Gastropoda, Lottiidae. Bases 1 to 489 code for a protein of 162 amino acids. The transcript has 6 exons.
AUGGACACUGCAUUAUUGUCAGUUAUAAAUGAUAAAACCAAAAAUAUUACAUUAUCAAUAUACCAACAAAGUUCUGAGUGUUAUUUGUGCAAUUUAACCUAUAUUAGUAAAGUAAGUUCUAAAGAUAACUGUUCUUGGUUGGUUGAUACAAGAUGGAAAACUAGACUUGAAAUACGUGCUGAUAGUGGUAAACUUACUAAAUCAUGUUUAGAAUCAGAACUGACAUCAGAGUUUUUGGAGGAUGGAAUCUAUAAUAUAUUUAUUACUAUUAAUGCUGAUAAUCAUGUAACAUGUACACUACCACAGUUAAUGAAUGACCCACCUGAUGCUAAUAUUCCUAUAUAUGUUGCUAUUGGUAUUGGUGUUGGACUGGCAUUACUUUGGAUAUUUUUUAAAGAUUUAUACAGACGAGGUACAUUACACCGGUUGUUUUGUUGUUGUUGUUAUUACACUGAUGGUAUGAUGGUGGAUGGGGUGCACAUUAUUUAA